Amyelois transitella is the source of this 1841-nucleotide messenger RNA. RefSeq names its product protein artemis. The coding region runs from base 237 to 1355 and encodes 372 amino acids. The record is from RefSeq and is a predicted model, not a curated record. Gene Ontology annotation, biological process: double-strand break repair via nonhomologous end joining; protection from non-homologous end joining at telomere; interstrand cross-link repair. Gene Ontology annotation, molecular function: 5'-3' DNA exonuclease activity; damaged DNA binding. NCBI's taxonomy places the organism in Eukaryota, Metazoa, Arthropoda, Insecta, Lepidoptera, Pyralidae. The transcript has 4 exons.
UUGUCACUAGCAUGUCACAACACAACAGCUCAACCAACUGCGGUGGACUCAGCGGUGUUAUUUGUUUACUUCUUGGUUUCCUUUCCUUAUUGUGCGGUUCCUUCUUUUUUUUAUUUUUACAAUCUAAAGUCUGGAAAGCUGUUAUAUAUUGCAGUUUAUGUUAAUCAUAGAUUACUUUUACGUAAUCAAAAUACUAAUAACACACAGAUUCUGCUGUUCUCUUUUCUAACUACAUAAUGGGUUGCGACUCUAGUUUUUGUGGAGAAAUCGAUGAAAUUCCGGGAAUAUACGUAGAUAAUUUUGAGAAAUAUGAUACACAGGCAUAUUUCCUCAGUCACGCACACACGGAUCAUACUGUGGGCCUCUUAAACACAGUGAGAUAUGGUGAUAAUAAGAAUUCAGAAUUUGCAAACUUCCUCGCAAAAAAAAGAAUAUCUAUUUACAUGUCAGAUGUUACCGCCAAAAUAUUUGAACAUGAAUUUAGUGAUUUAGCCCCUUUCGUGAAGCCUUUAAAGAUGGGUGAACAUAACAUAUUGACGUUGCCCAGUACUGAGAAAUAUGAGGAAGUACAUCUUGGUGUCACCCUGAUUCCAGCAGGGCAUUGUCUGGGUUCAGCGAUGAUUUUGUUUCAAACAAACAGAAAGACUGUACUGUAUACGGGUGAUUUUAGGUAUACACAAAAUGAUGUUAAAAAAAUUCGUGACCUACACAAUUCAAAUAAUCGUAAUGAACCAAUUCAUAUAGACACGAUAUAUUUGGACACCACAUUUCUGACAAUAGACAAAGAGGACUUGCCAAGAAGGUCAGAGAGCAUAGACUAUAUGCUCAGAGAAAUAAAAUACUGGCUGGAGAGAGGUGACGAGUUCAAAGUAGCUUUGGAAACUCCUGCUAAAUAUGGAUAUGAAUGUGUGUUUAAUGAUAUUUUUGAAAAAUUGGGUAGGCAAGUCUAUGUGGUGGACGCGAAGUGGUCUUUAUACAGCAAAAUGAAAGCCCUACCAGGCGUAACGAACGACAAGAACCUCAUAGACAUUCACAACUGCGCUUUCAAUUCCUCGGAUCACAGAAAUUGUGAAAUACCGUUUCGUCAUAAAUAUAUAUUUCUAACUAUACGCCUGUCUGCUAUGAAAUGGAACGGGUACAAAAUUGAAGAUAUACCUUUGGAAAAAAUCGCAGGCAACAAAAUGAGUGUAUGCUUCAGUACUCAUUCUAGUCGAAGUGAAUUGAUAUAUUUCGUGAAUCAUUUUCAACCAAACAAAGUGAUAGGUUUUCCUAAUGAAUAUGUUCUGAGUGAGUCCACUAGGGAAUGUGUGGAUGUCGUUUUGUCUCCUGUCAAAAAAAGGAGGGUUAAAUUGUGAAUGUUAGCGGUACAAAGCGUGCAAGUUAAAUUUGACAAGAAUUUUAAAGUAAAUGGACUUUUUUUUUGUUUAUGUUUUAACUUAUGUUGUUAAACAUAUAUUUUUAUACUGACAUGAUGAUAUUAAGUUUAUAUUAUUAUGAUGAAUUGAAUUUUAAAUUAUAUUUUUAACAUGGAAUUCAAUAAAAAGCAUUGGUCUGUGAUUAACGUAUGACAUUAAUAAAUUCUUUAAGAAUUAAAAUUUAGAAAAAAAUCUUUGUUUUUAUUUAUUCCUGCGAAUGUGGUAAGAGGCGAUAAAAGGAUAAAAGUACACCAAUAAAUUAUAUCAGUUUCUUUUUCAAGCAUGAAAAGAUAAAUGAGUGUGGAGAAAGCGGGAGAGGCCUGUAAGGAUUGUAGUAAGUGGAAAUCCAGUCUCUGCCUACCCCAAUGGGAAACAGGCGUGAUGGUAUGUAUGCACUAUGUAGCCGUACUUUUACCCUUUGUCAAA